CGCCGACAGUUCAAUUAGAAAUAGCUUCUACUGCAAUCUGUUUCACCCAGACAUUUCUGCCAUAUAAGGAGGCAUCUUCUCCAGCAUCAAUGAAUACCAGCGAUACUAAGCUUGUGGAACAACUGUUCCUAGACUUCUCCGUGCAAGAAGUGCUUCAGAAUGAGGCGAAUGGUUUCCCAGUUGUCGAGCCAUGGGCUACCGAAUACGUCAAUGCCAUAAGAGACGGGAGGUAUGGCGACGCAGUGUGGGCCCGUUAUCAUAUUGCAGGCGACGUGCAUAGUGGUAUCAUCGAUGGCACCGACAGAACCGUACUCGAGAUGAUCGAAGAAGAUGCUUUGGGCUACAAAGUGGGUGAUCCAGAGGUAUAUGACGAAGCUCUGUUGUUCUACGCCAAUACCAAUCCGGCGGAUGGGCAUCCGGAAGUGAUUGAAAUCAUUUUGCGCAUAGGAGAUAAAAAUGUCGACACGCUUCGUGCUCGACUUAAAGCCGAACAUCAAGCGGAUGUCCUUGCCGAUCUCUGA
Messenger RNA from Penicillium brasilianum, 521 nucleotides. Lineage: Eukaryota; Fungi; Ascomycota; Eurotiomycetes; Eurotiales; Aspergillaceae. The record is from the annotation of a GenBank genome assembly.